GCCUUCUCCUCUGGAUCUGUUUUACUGACUCAGUCAUGAGAACUGCUGGUUCAUUCAGGAACUGUUCAAACUGGGAUAUAAAAUGAUCUAUUUGGGUUGUUCUGGUUUCUGACUGACAGGAAGGUCAAGAUGUUGCUGUUGUUUGGGAUCCUUCUGUCGGUUUCCCAGCAUGCCCUAGGUGGGGUGGUUGAGGUGAAUGAAGGGGCAGAGUCUGUGGUGCUGCGCUGUCGCUACUCUUAUGGUGUAUCUGAGGUUAAUCCCUCAGUUUUAUGGUCAAGAAAUGAUCUCAACCCCAAAGUUAUCCACCUACAAAGAGAACAAGGUAAUGAUCAUAAAGACCAAAACCAGGUUUACAGACGACGGACCUCAAUGGAGCCUGACGCUCUGGAAACCGGAGACUUUGACCUGACUGUGAGAAAACCUCAGCUGGCUGACAGUGGAAACUACACCUGCAGCAUGUCUGAUGGAAGAGCAGAGCUGAAGCUGGCUCAAGUUCAGCUGAAGGUCAAAGACAACCUCAUAGAGGUGAAGGUGAAUGAAAAGGCGGAGUCUGUUGUCCUGCCCUGUAAAACCACAGCUGGCCUAAAGGAGAACACAGUGGUGGAGUGGAUCCGUUCUGAUCCAGAUUUUAGGAUUGUUCAUGUGUUUUCCAACACAAGUGAACGCAACACCAAACAGGAUGGCCUUUACCGCGGCCGCACUGAGAUGAACGCUGACCUGCUGAGGUCCGGUGACCUCAGCCUGACCCUGAAGUUCCCCACAGAGAGAGACAAUGGCAGCUACAUCUGCACCGUCUACAGAGACGAGGACAUCCUGAGGCAGACAGUGGUACUGCACCAUGUCGCAGAAGAGCCGUUUCCAACAUGGGCCUCAGGACUCUUGAUAUCUGUGGUUCUUGUGUUGGUGGUUGUUGGAGGAUGCAUCUAUUGGUAUUAUUUCUAUCCUAGAUCUGUUCACCACGUGAAGGUGGAAUCAGGAUCAGAGUCUGUCCUGCUGCGCUGCUGGUUUCCAUUUUACGUGUUUCAGGAUGUUAGAGUGGAGUGGACAGACAGCCGUGGAAAGAAAGUCUAUGUUUAUCAGAAUGGUCUGGACUCAUCUAAUGACCAAGACAAGGCUUACAAAGGAAGAACAGAAAUGAAUAAAGACUGGCUGAAGCUUGGGGUCUUCAAUCUGACCCUAAAGUACCCCUCAUAUGCAGACAGAAACACCUAUACCUGCACUGUCUACAACAGGAAGGGAAAGGAUCUGAAGAAAAAACAGGUGAUGCUUAAGGUCAAAGUGGACCAGGUGUUGGCGGAUUCAGGAGAAGAGUCUGUCACCUUGCCAUUUAAAAUCUCAGCUGACCUUCCUAAAGAUGCUAAAGUGGAGUGGAGGGACAAGAAAAAAUGGACCAUGUAUGUGUUUCAGAAUGGUUCUUAUCAGCCCAAUCAACAACACUGGUAUUAUAAAGAAAGAACAGAGAUGAAGAAAAAUCCCCUAGAAGAUAAAGAUCUCAGCCUGACAGUGAAAUAUCUGAGAGAAUCCGACCACCUCACCUGCACCGUCUAUGACAAGGAGGGAAAAAUCCUCCUGAGGAGGGAGGUUGAUCUUCAUGUCAAAGUCCUUGAAAUAGAGGUGAAACCAGGGGUGGCGUCUGUCCGGCUGCCUUUUGAAACCCAAGAUACGAUGAACUGCAAGGACAUUGAAGUGGAAUGGAUGAACAGCAGAGAUAGGAAGGUUCUUAAAUAUCAACCUGGUUCAGACCAACAUGAAGACCGGUUGAACUCCUACACAUGCCGAACAGAAUUAAAUAAAGACCGGAUGAAAACUGGAGACUUCAGUCUGACAUUGAAAUACCCAACAGACUGGGACACUGACACCUACACCUGCAAAGUCUACGGAAAGGAGGGAACCAUCCUGAAGAAGAAAGAAGUGGGGCUAUGUGUCGAAGAGCAUCAGGUGGAGGUGCAGGACACAAACGUCCAGCUUCCCUUCAGGACAACGGCUGAGCUGCUGAAAGAAUGCAAAGUGGUGUGGCUGCAGGUUGAACCCAAAUACAGAGAAAUUCAUGUGUGGGAGAAUGGAUCUGACCAACCCGGAGGGCAAAAGACAUUUAGAGAAAAAACCAACAUGAAAGGAAACCCCAUUAAAACCGGAGACCUCAGUCUGACCUUGGAAAACUUCACAAAGGACGAUUUAGGGAAAUAUAAAUGUAUAAUUUAUGAAAAGCAAGGGAGGAUUCUGCAAGAGAAAACUCUUCAAGUUCAAAUGACAGGGACUAUUCAGGUCCAGAACCAACCAGCGAACAUCAGGACCAGACACAGCUCCGUUGACCCGACUCCUCUCAUGGGCUGACCAGUCAGUCUCAUGACCCGACCUGAGAAAUGUCUGCUACCAAUGGAAACUGGCGACUUCCAGUCUUUAAAAACUGUUAUGGCCAAAAAUAAUUUUUCUACAUCUAAAGCAUGAAAUACAUUUUACAACACAUAAAGUCCAUCUCCACACCGGCACUCCUUAAGAAGACUGAUGUGGAUCAUCAGUUGGAUGCCCAGGUGUACACUGUGUAAACGUUGCUUUUCUUCUGUUUUGUAAAUUAAUAUGUCUGCGUAUCUGCAGUGUAUAUAAAUAAUGGAUAUCUGUAUGAUUUUCCUAUCAGGAAGCUGCUGUGAAACAGCAUUUAUGCUGAGUCAGGCCUGAUUUGUUAAAACUUUUUUCUGCUUAAAAACAUUU
This is a messenger RNA of Poecilia latipinna (sailfin molly), 2709 nucleotides long. RefSeq lists its product as uncharacterized. Gene Ontology annotation, cellular component: external side of plasma membrane. Gene Ontology annotation, biological process: regulation of cytokine production; T cell receptor signaling pathway. NCBI's taxonomy places the organism in Eukaryota, Metazoa, Chordata, Actinopteri, Cyprinodontiformes, Poeciliidae. Bases 130 to 2334 code for a protein of 734 amino acids. The transcript is spliced from 9 exons. Gene Ontology annotation, molecular function: signaling receptor binding. The record is from RefSeq and is a predicted model, not a curated record.